AUGCAGGGCGUUUCUAUGCCAUUUGGUGGAUUGGUUGCCAGGAUGUGGGGCUUUCGUAUUGUUGUUGCUGUCAGUUGUUUACUUGAUAGUAUUAGUAUUUUUCUGACUUACGUCACUGUACAGAGGUCCUUUCCUGGAGUCAUCAUUACGUAUUCUGUGCUGCAAGGGUUGGGUCUGGGUUUUGGCUAUUCCGUAGUAUUGUCUGUGGCCGCAACGUGGUUUCCAAAACGACGUGGUCUCGUAG
Messenger RNA from Schistosoma mattheei, 244 nucleotides. The record is from the annotation of a GenBank genome assembly. Lineage: Eukaryota; Metazoa; Platyhelminthes; Trematoda; Strigeidida; Schistosomatidae.